AUGGGUAACGCAUACACGAUUGAACUGCCCCGUAAGAUGCGUACGCAUCCUACUUUUAAUGUCGGUCGUCUACGCCCGUACUAUCAGUACGAGCCCGUUUUGAGAUGCGAAGAACACCUCCGUGGUCGAGAGCCGAGGCCACCUUGGAAUGGUCCCGUUUUAACGAGCCAGUCUGGUCGACCAGCGAAGCGACCUGUUCACGCAGCUCAGCGAUGUCUCGACGAGCUACAGCCAGCUCAGCACGAAGAGAACGAGUCGAACGUUCGCUCUCAAGUUGUGCGAACGCAAAAGCGGCACGAUCGUCCGAACGAUCGUGCGUUAGGGAAUUGUAAUUAUCCCUCACAAGAUCCUCAAGCCCAUAAGGCCGAGAUCGUUAACGAUCCAGGUCAUCUUGCAACUGUUCCGUUAGACGGUUCAGCUCUUGAACAUCAAGUUGAUCCGACCCUCGAGCCGGAUCAGGUAUUCCUACCGCCACCACAUCCUUUGGUGGAUUCUGGCGGUGAUCAACGCUUUCUGUUGGAGCGUAUUUUAAACCAACGCAACGUGAAUGGCGUCCGGACGAGUUACCUCGUCCGCUGGCGUGGCUAUCCACCGGCGUGGGACAGCUGGGAGCCUCGUGCCCAGCUGAUUGUUGAUGUUCUUGGUCUCGUCGAGCAGUACGACGAGACCCACCCGCUGCAUUUGAAGAAGGGCUGUCGGAAAACGACCUCCCCGACCGCGAGUACAGGGAUUGCAAGGUGUCAAUCCCUCUGGCCAUCUCGGAAGAGAUGCGCGCCCUCCAGUAAAGAUCUUAGGGAGGUAGGCCUCCCUAGGGGCACGGUUCGAGUUGUACAGGCAACCUGGACACGAAUCACCCCACAAGAGACAGGGUAA
This is a messenger RNA of Peronospora matthiolae, 873 nucleotides long. Lineage: Eukaryota; Oomycota; Peronosporomycetes; Peronosporales; Peronosporaceae. The record is from the annotation of a GenBank genome assembly.